Molecule: messenger RNA, 4300 nt
Organism: [Torrubiella] hemipterigena
Lineage: Eukaryota; Fungi; Ascomycota; Sordariomycetes; Hypocreales; Clavicipitaceae
Source: the annotation of a GenBank genome assembly
AUCAACGGAGGCUGUGUACACAGAGGAUACCUCAUUCUCGACUUUAUGAAGGUAUAUGUCGAUGACUUUGAGCACUGGAAACGCAUUCUGGAGAAACUCCCAUAAUUUAGAUGCAAAUUUUAGACUCAAAAAUACUAUGCUGAUUUAAAAAAAAAAACUAUGCUUUAGUCUAUGUAACUUCAUUUUAGUGCUUGUGCUUCAUGUCCAGUUAUUCGUCACGACCUGUCAGAGGCUCGUUGGACUUUGAUAUCCAGCGCGUGCUCAAGUCUGGCUCCUCGUCAAACUUUUUAUCAAAUGGCCACAUUGGUCGUCUAAUUCGGUGAUGGCCAAGUCGUUCAAGAUCCUGAUCAACGCCCCCCGGCGUCAAGGCAAGGAUCCAGCCCUUAGACAUAUCAUAAAGCUCUGGCUCUAGAUACCCAAUCUUGACAAUAACAAUAUCAGCCGAUCGAGGGUCGAGAUUUAAAUCUGUAAAAUCCUUUUCCUUAUGAUACGGCUUACGGUACUUGGUAAGGAUGGCGUAGACACAUCCAACACGCAAGACGACUUCGGUCUCGGCCCAUCGGUCGCCGUGCUUGAUGGAAUGCACGCGGCCGGACAGAGUCAAUGGCGGUGCGUGGAUAUUGUCGACGGCCGCUCCUGUUGUAACUGUUACGUUGGCACCAACACCCGCGGCGACGGCGAUAGCAAUGGCUUCGGGUCCGGGCACGCUGGCGUAGAUGACGGUGUAUCCUGCAUCUAGCGACUUGAAUUCGGGCCGUGCCACCAGCUCAGUCAAGCCCCACGUCACGUCUCCUGAACCACCAGCCGUUGGGUUGUCUCCAGAAUCAGAGAUGAAGAACGGGCGGUCUUUUGCGGGAGACUUGACGGCUUGGUCGAGGGCCUCGCCAAAGGAUGACGUUGGAGCCACAAAUUCAAAGUCAGCAUGAGACUUCCAGAACAAUUUGGCCAAUUUCUCAGCACCUUCGGCUACUGCCUUCUCAUUCCACCCUGUGACCAUGACAAUGGCUCUGUUUCUAGGUUCAUCUGCCCAUGCAUAACCAACCCAGAUGGCAGCGUCGAUGACACCAUCCACGGCUUCUACUUCCGGAACGGCACCAUAUAAGGACUUGGCUGGCUCCAUUCUUGUAGAGGUUUGCUCACCAGGUAGCAAGAUUGGGAUAGGGACCCACGCCUUGAGCGGCCGCUUGCCGGGUGACUUUUCACUCAGUGCUGCAAUAAGAUUUGUACAGGCUCUCUCCUUCGUUUCCAUGGUAUCUUCGUGGGGUGCCAUGCGGUAGCAGGUGAUCAGAUCGCACUGAUGUGCCAAUUCACGGGAGACGUUACCGUGAAGAUCCAUCGACGCCGAAACAACAACAUCAGGGCCAAUGACUGCUCUGACGCGGCGUAGCAGUUCUGCCUCAAUGUCAUCGAGCUCCUCAACGACCAUGGCACCGUGGAUGUCGAACCACAAGCCAUCGAGAUCGCCCUCAGCCACAAUGGCCUUCAAACGCUCGACUAUUUCCGCCGCCAAUGUCCCAAAGGCCUCGCGCGUGACGACGCCUCCGGGGAGAGCGUGUCCAAUCAGUGCACCUUUCCAAAUGGCAGCUUUGCCCGUCGGCUGGUCUGCGUGUAGAAAGCUGUAUCUGUCGAGAAUCUCAUUGCCUCGUUGGGGUUUGAAGGCCGGAGCGUCUGUUCGGGACGGGGUAAAUGUGGAUGUUUCGCAGGCGAGUCCUGCUAUAGCAAUGGUUGGUAGUUUUGCCAUAGUGGCCGGUUUGGUGCGGAAAGGAAGAGGCAAAGAGAAGAGCGUCAUGCCUUUGUUGGUGAUGUUUGCCCACUCGUUGCCUCUCGAUGAACGGGCUGCUGUGUGCUUCAGACAAGCCAACAAACACCGCAAGCCGCAAUAUCCACCAGCAUGCACCCCCGCGAUGAAGUCAUUCGCUUUACGAGGAGGAUGUGAACCCCCCACGAUUGCUCGGUGCGGUGCGGGGCGCUCCCACUCUUCCCCGCACAUCCUAACCCAACCCUCUCCAUUGGGAAUACUUGUUCACGACGCUAACAAAUUAGCCUGCAAGGGUGCACUAUUCCCCGCCGACAAGUGCCCGAAGAGCCAGUAGUGAUGCAGCGGUCAAGCCACUGACGGUAAUUUCCCGACGGUAAAAGGUGCCGAUGGGCUACGUGGGGAGCCGACGAAGCGACACUGUUCGAGAGGGGGCAUCAAUCUGCGCAAACCAUGUACUGCAACUAAACGCAGGGUAUGUAGUACCAUGCAAUGUAACGCAUUUUGGAGAGCGGGGAAGACGACGCGAGGUAACAACGUUGGAUGAGGUAGCUUUCCCAGACAGAGACAAAAGUGCCCAGUGUCCCAGAUUGCGUUUUUGUCGUCUUCCACUUCACUUCACCGUAGACUCAGCGACCAAUCUUGAGAAAGAAGACAACAACGAAGACCAACAUGCUGAAAAAGUCACCCACAGGCACAUGGAUGCCGGCAUGGGUUCCGGAAUCAACCUCGACGGUAUCUGUGCUUUUACUCAUCUGCUCCAUGGUCCAGUCGACAACGGGAGGCUACGAUGGCUCCAUGCUCAACGGCGUUAACAUUCUCCCAUCGUACAAUGAAUAUUUCCAGCUUACCAGUACAACAACUGGCUUGAACACGGCGUCCAUCUUUAUCGGCGGGUUCCUUGGGCCUAUCUGGUCUGGCAUGAUUGCUGACAAGCUGGGUCGACGACCUGCCAUCUUUUGGGGCUCGCUGAUUACGAUUGUAGGCAUUGUGCUCCAGGGUGCUGCGCAGCAUAUUGCCAUGUUUAUGAUUGCCCGAGUCAUCCUGGGCUUUGGUGGCGCCGUCAGUGGAAUUGCAGGCGCAGUAUACCUUACCGAGACAUUCCCAAGUCGAUGGCGAACCUGGGGUGUGGGAUCCCUCAACAACUUCUAUUACGUCGGCGCUCUGAUUGCGGCCUUGGUGACGCUGGGCACCUACCAAUGGCAGUCGACCUGGGCAUGGCGUGCGCCGUCGUUCUUCCAGGCCAUCUUUUCUGUCCUCAGCAUCGUCUUUCUGCCAUUCAUCCCAGAGUCGCCGAGGUGGCUGGUCAGCCAAGGCCUCUACGAAGAAGCACGACUUUCCGUGGCCCAGACAAACUCGAAUGGCGAUAUUCUAGACCCGGUGUCCGUGGCGGUGUACAAGCAAAUCGUGGACACGCUCAACUGGGAGAAGAAAGAGGGCGUCACUAUGAGUCCGAAGGAGAUAUUCAAGACGCCAAGUGCUAGAAAGAGAGUGUUGAUUGGCGGCUCUGUUGGUCCAUUCUCGUGCAUUGCAGGCAACAUCAUUGCCUCGUACUAUCUCGGCAAAGAAUUAGAGACUGCAGGCAUCAACAGUGCCGAUGACCAACUCAAGGCGAACGUUGUACUCAACAUCUUUUGCCUCAUCUGCGCCGUUGCAGGAACCCAGUUAGCGGCUGUCUGGGGUAGAAAGCCCAUUGCGCUUCUCUCGCAGGGUCUCUUGAUCAUUUGUCUUUUUGUUAUUGGUGGCUUGUCUAAAUUGUACGCCUCGGACCCCGCUGGCGCUUCUCAGUCGCUUAUUUACGGCGAUGUUGCGGUCAUGUUCCUUUUCCAGGGCUUCUAUUCCAUUGCCUGGACGCCGCUGCUGUACCUCUAUCCUCCCGAGGUGAUGAACUACCCGGUGCGAGCCAAUGGUGUGGCGUUUUCGAGCUUUGUCUUGAACGCCCUCGCUAUGGUUUUGGUGUUUGUGAUGCCGAUUGGCCUCGACAAUAUUGGCUGGAAAAUGUACAUGAUCAAUGGGUCAUGGGAUAUCAUCACCUUUGUUCUCAUUGCGGUUUUCUGGGUGGAAACCAAGGGCAAGACGCUGGAAGAGAUUGAUGCCUUGUUUGGAGAAUCACACACGACUAUCCGCAAUGUCGAGGAUGUACGCAAGGGUAAAGAGACUGUCGAUGUCACAUUGGUUGAGAAGCAGCUGCAGACCGAGUUGACUGGUGCCCCCUCGGCCGUUUGAGGCCAGCAUAACUAAGAGCUGCGAUAACGGAAGUGUUAGCCUCGGACUAGUAAAUAUCACAUUAAUAGAAAAAUGACCGAACUCGGACGCCUUCUCUUAUUUCCCAACUACUGUAAUCGUGGGGAAAUAAGCUUGGCAGCGGCUGCGGCCUCACUGAAAGCUGGGGGAAUGACACGGCGUUGAAUGAAUACAAUAGAUCAGACCUUCCCGACUCGGCGAAGAGGCAGAGCGCCGCAGUCAUAGGCGGGUACCGUCGGGCGUUUGCUUUCUAUGAGAGUUGGCUUUUUUUGGCCUAUUGUUGGUGGUGGCUAUCUCAGC